CCAUCAUAGAUAUUGAUCAGCCAGUCCCCACCGUGGUUCAAGGACUCCCAACCGCUUUGAUGUGUCCUGUAUUUGGUUACCCAGAACCCUUUGUGGCCUGGGUACGAGACGGAGUCAUCCAUCAAAACACCACAACCACAUCAGUCUUCAAGGAAAACGAGCUGAACGAAAACCGCAAUCAAUCAAAAUGGGAAUGCAUCGUCUCGAAUAUCCAUGGAUCAGAUUUCCAUCAGUUUCACAUUACAGGAGUGUCAUGGCACAGAAUGUGUGCAAAGCACCAUAUACUUGCUACCAAACGAACCUUGAACGAUGUUAUUAGUAGUCCUGAUCAAGCUUCCAAUGACACGUCUGUGAAUGAGUCUGUGUGGUUCCGCCUCCAGGAUCCUGUUACAUCUCAAUCUAUGCAGAUCCCUGAGUCUUGUACUCCUUCCAUGCGCUGUUCAACCCAGGCCACCGGCUGGCUGCUURGUUCUCAUCCGGGUAUUCAAGACGGAGGAGUUCGUCGUACUGUGUGUUUUAACUGGGAUGGCAAUUGCUGUAAAUAUAACACCACUAUUCUUGUACGAAGAUGUCAUGGCUUCUAUGUUUACAAGCUCCAAAAAUCAUCGUUUGAUGUUCACGCUGGCUACUGUGCAGAAAUCUCCAAUGCAUUAAGCCCAAGUGUUAUUUUCAAACACGUGACGGUCAAUGGCGGCGUCGUAAACCACGUGAUUCAUACUGAACGUGACCUUGACCCACUCGAGUGCGUAUCAGUCUGUCUGUCACACCAGUCAUGCAAAUCAAUCAACUAUUAUUCAAGUAGCAGACUGUGUGAGAUGAACAGUGCUGCCAGAAGUGACGUGUCGUCCAGUGAUUGGAUGGAAAGACAAGGAAUCUCCCUGUACGAAAUGAUUAAAACAGUCGAUAAUGGCUCCUGUGAAAAGUGAUCAUUGAUCAUAACUUACUUCCAAGGUCUUAAUAUGAGAAGGUACGUGAAGACAAUAACUUGAGAAAACGAGCUAGGUUUCGUGCGAAUGAAUUGAUGCCCGAAGCAGCAGCGAAACUCAAAAUGAUCACAGGGAGUCCGAAUUAGAUAAAA
Molecule: messenger RNA, 1078 nt
Organism: Actinia tenebrosa (Australian red waratah sea anemone)
Lineage: Eukaryota; Metazoa; Cnidaria; Anthozoa; Actiniaria; Actiniidae
Source: RefSeq, a predicted model, not a curated record